Molecule: messenger RNA, 2649 nt
Organism: Notothenia coriiceps (black rockcod)
Lineage: Eukaryota; Metazoa; Chordata; Actinopteri; Perciformes; Nototheniidae
Gene: mocs1
Product: molybdenum cofactor synthesis 1
Exons: 9
Coding region: 418-2289 (623 amino acids)
Biological process (GO): Mo-molybdopterin cofactor biosynthetic process
Molecular function (GO): 4 iron, 4 sulfur cluster binding; cyclic pyranopterin monophosphate synthase activity; metal ion binding
Source: RefSeq, a predicted model, not a curated record
CUCUCUCUCCCGUCAGAUUAGACUUCACUCGCGUUUAUGUCCAUAUCGAUCAGAUCUACGGUAGCUAUUGAAAGCGAUGUCAGGCGCCGAAGCUGAGAUUGUAUAUAUUACAUUUAGAAACAAAAACAGUAGGCCAACGACCGGAUAUUCGGGUUCAGCCCUACAGGGUUCUUGCUUUUUUUUGUAUCUUCAAUGUUUUUGCAGUUAUUGUACAUUUUUGGGGUUAAAAGGGUCUGCUGAAUGAAAUCUAAUGUAAACCUUUAUCAAAAGUUUAUUGAUUUGAGUAGUGAAAGCAUUCUUCGGAAAUAAACGUAAGCUACAAGAAAAGAUUCUCACCAGCCAAGAGUUUUUUUACUUGAGUGGCAAAUUACGUAAUUUUGUACCAUUUCACCUACUCUAUCUUCAGGUCAGUACUGCAUGCCGGAGGAGGGGGUGAAGCUUACACCACGCGGCCAGCUGCUGUCCACCUCGGAGAUUCUGACCCUGGCUCGCCUCUUCGUCAAGGAGGGGGUGGAGAAAAUCCGCCUCACUGGAGGAGAGCCCCUCAUCAGACCUGAUAUCCUGGAUAUCAUCGCUGAACUGAGGAAGUUGGAGGGCCUGAAAACCAUUGCAGUCACAACCAACGGCAUGAACCUGGCCAGGCUUCUGCCUAAGCUGAAGGAUACCGGUCUUAACCUGAUCAACAUCAGCCUGGAUACACUGGUCCCGGCCAAAUUUGAGUUCAUUGUCAGGCGGAAAGGGUUCCACAAGGUCAUGGAGGGCAUUGAUAAGGCCAUCGAAAUGGGCUACAACCCUGUCAAGGUUAACUGUGUGGUGAUGCGAGGCCUCAACGAGGAUGAGCUGCUAGAUUUCGUGGCGCUGACAGAGAAGAAGCCUCUGGAUGUGCGCUUCAUUGAAUACAUGCCCUUCGAUGGAAACAAGUGGAACUUUAAGAAGAUGGUGAGUUACCAGGAGAUGCUGGACCACAUCAGGCAGCAGUGGCCCAACCUGGAAAGGCUGGAAACCGGACACACAGAAACAGCCAAGACAUUUAAGGUCCCAGGCUUCACAGGGCAGGUGGGCUUCAUCACCUCCAUGUCUGACCAUUUCUGCGGCUCCUGCAACCGCUUACGUAUCACUGCAGACGGCAACCUGAAGGUGUGUUUGUUUGGGAACACUGAGGUGUCUCUGAGAGAUGUGUUGCGCUCCGGAGUAUCGGAAGAAGAGCUACUGCAAAUCGUUGGAGCUGCUGUUGGCAGGAAGAAGAAACAACAUGCAGGCAUGUUCAACAUUUCCCAGAUGAAGAACAGGCCUAUGAUCCUCAUUGACACUACAUCUGAAAGGCAUUUAUCUCAAGACAAAACGACAUCUUCCCCCAUAGUUUCCCAUUAUAGAAACGACACAUUCCUCUCUCCAAAAGCGGCUCCUCACAGGAGAGUCCUGAAUAGAGAGGGGUUUUUUUGCCUUCCAGACUGCACUGCUUCAACACAGGCAGCCCAUGUUUGCUGCCUUAGAACCUUAACAAGUGGGGGUACCGGUGUUACGUCGCAUAUCAACACAAAUACACGCACAAAUGUUAGGAGCUACAUUAAUGAAGGCUGUCUCAGGUACGCACAAGCCAGUGGUCACAAUGCUUUGAAGAGCCACUUACUCAGGCCCCCAGGAACACCCACUUGUUGCACAUUACUCAUGAAUCCCAAAAUUAAUCUUAAACAACACAAUGUAAGACUUUGCCACAAUCAAUGCUCCAGCAAAGACCCCAGUGUCAAACUCAGACCAUCUGUGAGUGAUCAGACACAGUCGGGCACAAAUGUCUAUAACACUGAGCUGGAUGAAGCCCAGCUAACGCAUACAGACACACAGGGCCGAGCCAACAUGGUGGAUGUUGGGGGGAAAGUUCCCACACGUCGAACAGCCACAGCCCGCGCCACCGUCAUCCUGGGCCCCACUGCUUUCCGGCUGCUUUGGGAUAACCAGCUGGCUAAGGGUGACGCCUUGGCUGUGGCGCAGCUGUCUGGCAUCAUGGCUUCCAAGCAGACCUCAGCCCUCAUCCCGCUCUGCCACCCCCUCCCCUUAGACCAUGCAUCUGUCACCUUCGACCUGGACGAGCAGCAGAACGCUGCGGUCAUCACAGCAACGUGUCGCACUACGGGCAAGACAGGAGUGGAGAUGGAGGCCCUGACAGCCGUUUCCGUUGCUGCGCUGACCAUCUAUGACAUGUGCAAGGCAGUGAGCCAUGACAUCAUCAUCACUGAUGUGAAACUGGUCAGCAAGACAGGAGGGAAGAGGGACUUUCAUCGUCAUCCCUGACUUAGUCCCUCCACUGACUGCAUCAAUCUUCACUGGCGUUGUAAUAUUUUUCUACAAAAAUGAAAUGUAUGCCAUCGUAAUAAUUAAAAAAUAUAUGCUCUUAUCACAUGAAGUUCUACACAAAUUCUAGCAGUAGUUAGCAUGAUUUUCAUCUCCACUAACAUUGUACCGAGGUUAAAUGACUUGACCUCUCACUAAUCCCAUACAAUAUGAAUCAUGGUAUCUAAACAGUAUAUGUUUAAUUUAAACUAGAAGGUCUUAAUUAUUUCGUGCUAGUGGACUAAAACGGCGGAUAAACUGUGGCGCGCUUACACUAAUUGCGCCGCGCUUACACUAAUUGCGCCGCAUAAGCGUAUAACA